GUACUUGUUUGUAUACUUCCCUGAUCUGUGUCAACAACUUUUAAGUUGCGAAUCACUUAUUUACAAGUGACACGAUUAAGUGAGUCAAUUGAAGGUCGUACGAAUACAUUUAAUCUAAUCUAAAAUAUAUAGGACAAAGGGGUGUGGUGUUGAUACAAGUUUAUCACAUGACUUUAUAACAUAUCGCAUGUAUCAGGGAUCUAGUCAUUAAUUAACUGUGUAUUGUUGUUAGAUCUUGGCGUAAAUGUAAAAGCGAUAAUUUGGACACGUUCUUAACAACACAUAAUUUGCGUCUACAAAAAGCGCGACAAUGACUGCGAAAACGGCCGUUUUAACUGCGACGUUACUGAUGACGCUGUUGACGUUAAGCCUCAGCCUUACGCCACCACCACGUUACGUCAUAAAUCUGGACCUACCGGAGACGCAGCGCUGGCAAGAAGUCGUUCUGGAUCACAAAGAUAUCGCCAAGGAUGUCCACAAGAUCCUCCGUGACUAUGUGCCGGAGGAGCUACUUCCGUUCAUAGACCUGAUCGCCACCGACCUGGAUGACUACAUUGACCAGCCGUACUCCGACGAGAUGCGAGGGAUUGCUAACAUCAUGAAUAUCAGUCUGGGAGAAGUAUUGUUGGCGAACCUUAUAUACGACCUCUCGGCGUUCUGCACGAGCAUUGUGUCCCAGGAUGCCAACGGUAUGAUCUGGCACUCCCGUAACCUUGACUACGGCUACACGGACAUGCUCAAGAACCUCACAGUGUUCGUGGACUUCCAGAGGGGCGGUCAGACCGUGUAUAGCGCCAUCACGUACGCCGGCUAUGUGGGCGUUCUCACCGGGCAGAGACCGAACGGCUUCACGAUCACCGUGGACGAAAGGGACCAAGGCAUACCACUGUGGAAUCUGAUCCUGGCGCUGUUGGAUGACAAUGCCGUGCCGAUAUCCUUCCUGGUUCGGAACUCAUUGGAUAACGACACAACAUUCGAGGAUGCUGUACAGAGGUUGGCGUACACGCAGACCAUCGCCGACGCGUAUUUCAUCAUCGCCGGCACCAAAGCCGACGAGGGCGCCGUCGUCACGAAGGGCCGUCUCGCUGCAGAUGACAUUUGGCGCCUUAAUGCUGAGAACAAUAGGUGGUUUCUUGUGGAGACGAACUACGACCACUGGUUACCUCCCCCGCCCGAUGACGACCGCCGGGACCCUGCAAUCAAGGCGAUGAACACGAUGGGACGUUCUAACAUCACCGUGGAUAACCUGUUCGCUGUCAUGUCAACGCCUCCCGUCCUCAACAAGAAAACCACUUACACCAUUGUAAUGUCGGCUGGAAAACCCAGCAUUAUGCAGGCCUGGAUUCGAGACUAGACGAUUCUGCAAAUAAGAGGCGUGUGUAAAAAUAGUUAUUGUGCCAUGGGACCAUACAGUCUAGACAUUUGUGUCGAGUUAUUAAAUAUAUUUCUUAAAAGGCAAUAUUAUUAUACUAUUAUGACAUUUAUUAAAAUAUUUAAAGUUUA
Dreissena polymorpha is the source of this 1503-nucleotide messenger RNA. RefSeq names its product N-acylethanolamine-hydrolyzing acid amidase-like. Gene Ontology annotation, biological process: fatty acid metabolic process. The transcript is spliced from 10 exons. Lineage: Eukaryota; Metazoa; Mollusca; Bivalvia; Myida; Dreissenidae. Bases 311 to 1354 code for a protein of 347 amino acids. The record is from RefSeq and is a predicted model, not a curated record. Gene Ontology annotation, cellular component: lysosome. Gene Ontology annotation, molecular function: fatty acid amide hydrolase activity.